AUGAUACUAAUCGUGGCCGCUGCAGUUCCUCACCCAAAGAUUGUCAAGAAGUACACCAAGAAGUUCAAGAGACACCACUCCGACAGAUACGACAGAGUCAAGGAGAACUGGAGAAAGCAAAAAGGUAUUGACUCAUGUGUCCGUAGAAGAUUCAGAGGUACCAUCCCACAACCAAACAUUGGUUACGGUUCAAACAAGAAGACCAAGUACCUUACUCCAUCAGGUCACAAGGUCUUUGUCGUUAAGAACUUGAAGGACUUGGAUGUGUUGGUUAUGCACACCAGAACAUACGCUGCUGAGAUUGCUCACAACAUCAGUGCCAAGAACAGAAUCGAAAUUGUCAAGAAGGCUAACAAGAUCGGUGUCAAGGUUACCAACCCUAAGGGUAGAGUUUCUAUUGAAGCUUAA
Molecule: messenger RNA, 408 nt
Organism: Lodderomyces elongisporus
Lineage: Eukaryota; Fungi; Ascomycota; Pichiomycetes; Serinales; Debaryomycetaceae
Gene: RPL32
Product: 60S ribosomal protein eL32
Exons: 3
Coding region: 1-408 (135 amino acids)
Biological process (GO): translation
Cellular component (GO): ribosome; cytosolic large ribosomal subunit
Molecular function (GO): structural constituent of ribosome
Source: RefSeq, a predicted model, not a curated record